AUGUCGACUGAAGGCGUCACCCCCAAAGAAUCAAAGGCCAGCCAACAACAACGCCCAAAGACAGAAAAGAAAAAGAAAGAAGACACAACGAAAUUUUUAGUGAAGACUCCAAAGGGUACUCGUGACUACUUCCCAAAGAUUAUGAACGCAAGAGAGAUGGCAAUUCAAACGAUUACACGAUGUUUCCGUCGACACGGCGCCGUGUCGAUAGACACUCCAGUAUUUGAGUUAAAAGAUAUUUUGACUUCGAAAUAUGGAGAAGAAGGAGGCAAAUUGAUAUAUGACUUAGCCGAUCAAGGGGAAGGUGAGAAGUUGUCGAUGAGAUAUGACUUGACUGUCCCAUUUGCACGAUACAUCGCCUCGAAUGGAGUUAAGAAGAUUAAGAGAUAUCAAAUAGGGAAGGUCUAUCGACGUGACCAACCUUAUAUGACAAAAGGAAGACAAAGGGAAUUCUGUCAAUGUGACUUUGAUAUAGCUGGGGAAUACGAUCCAAUGAUUCCAGACGCCGAAAUCGUUUCAAUAUUGAAUGAGGUUUUAACGGAUCUUGAAAUUGGGGAGUUCAGAAUUAAGAUCAACCACCGGAAAAUCCUUGACGCUAUAUUUAUUCUUGCUGGAGUGCCACGAGAAAAGUUCCCCGCCAUAUUCAGUGCAGUCGACAAGUUGGACAAAGCUAGUUGGGAAGAUGUCGAGAAGGAGAUGGUAGAGACCAAAGGGUUAGAUGCCGCAAUAGCCAAGAAGAUAGGAGAGUACGUUAAAAUGCACGACAAACCCAAAGAGAUGUAUGAGAAGUUAGUCGAGAUGAAACUUGAAGAAAGUGCUCCCGAGGCCAUGCAUGAUAUGAAGUUACUCAUCCAGUAUUGUGAAGCAUUUAACUGCUUAAAUCGGGUCGAAUUUGAUUUGAGUUUAGUCAGAGGGUUAGACUAUUAUACUGGUGUUAUCUUUGAGGCUGUGAUGGUUGUUGGAAAUACAUCUGUUGGGUCAAUAGCAGGUGGAGGAAGAUAUGAUAACUUAGUUGGUAUCUUUGGACCAAACAAGAUCCCAUGUGUAGGCUUCUCUGUAGGACUUGAAAGAAUUAUGAUCAUCUUAGAGGAGAAAUUGAGUAAGACUGCAAAACUCUUUGAAGCUCAAACAGAAGUCUUUGUAUGUUCUGUAGACAAAGAUAGACUUAUUAAUCGUCUCGAAUACUUAAAUAGACUCUGGGCAGCUGGAAUCUAUGCGGAAACUAUUCAAAAGCUUAACCCGAAAAUUAAACAAGAACUGAGAGAUGCCGAUGAUAUCGGAUGUUGCUUUGCUAUUGUCUUUGGUGGUAAUGAACUCGAACAGAAAAAGGUGACUCUUAAGAACUUGAGAACACAAACACAAAUCACUCUCGACGACGACAAAUUGAUCUCAGCACUUGUCGCUCGACUCACUAGAAAAGAAAUUUAUUUGACUCAAGACCCAGAACUCUUCGCUACAGAAGAAGAAAUUAAAGUUUUCACCCUUCAGAGACACAAACUUGCAAGCGGCAUCUAA
Messenger RNA from Entamoeba invadens IP1, 1515 nucleotides. Its product is annotated as histidyl-tRNA synthetase, cytoplasmic, putative. The transcript has a single exon. Gene Ontology annotation, molecular function: ATP binding; histidine-tRNA ligase activity. The coding region runs from base 1 to 1515 and encodes 504 amino acids. Gene Ontology annotation, cellular component: mitochondrion; cytoplasm. NCBI's taxonomy places the organism in Eukaryota, Evosea, Mastigamoebida, Endamoebidae. The record is from RefSeq and is a predicted model, not a curated record. Gene Ontology annotation, biological process: histidyl-tRNA aminoacylation; mitochondrial translation.